Boleophthalmus pectinirostris (great blue-spotted mudskipper) is the source of this 7901-nucleotide messenger RNA. It is a transcript of the gene ldlrad4b, whose product is annotated as low density lipoprotein receptor class A domain containing 4b. Lineage: Eukaryota; Metazoa; Chordata; Actinopteri; Gobiiformes; Gobiidae. Gene Ontology annotation, biological process: negative regulation of transforming growth factor beta receptor signaling pathway. The coding region runs from base 1303 to 2262 and encodes 319 amino acids. Gene Ontology annotation, cellular component: early endosome membrane; Golgi membrane. The record is from RefSeq and is a predicted model, not a curated record. The transcript has 7 exons. Gene Ontology annotation, molecular function: R-SMAD binding.
AUUGAAAUCGACAUUCAGAACCACCAUUUGACAAAGUCCUCAAUCUUUGCAAAGUUCCUGAGAACUGGUCAGAGCAAGUCAGCCGUGGAGGGGGCAGUUUAUUUCAUCGCUGAUCUAAAAUGACUGUGGUGCCAGUCCGAGAAGACAUUGCCGUGUCGUGCUGAGCCGGGGGCCACCUCAACUUUAACUGGACUAAAGACUAAAAACAUAAGAAGAAAACAGGAAGUCAAAACUUUUAGGAGCCAGUAAACAGCAAGUUGUCAGACUUUGGAGAGUGGAUAACAAGACAAACUGUACAGCUGCAAGUUCAAGUUCGAGGUCAAACUUGUAGACCACUUCAAAUCGACGUUUUUAAACUAUCAAAGCCUGGAAAAACUCCCAACAAGCUGCUUAUGCUUUGGUUGCCUUCCUGCAUUGUUUUAGCCAUCAUUUUAUAUCAGUAGUCCAAGAAAUAAUAAAUAGUACUAAAGCAUCUGGACCAUCUGGACAGCAGCAAGGUCAGAAGCCAAACUUAUGGACCCAUGGAUUAAUGAUUGAAUGCCUUCCUGCGUAGUUUUUAGCCACCACUUUCUAUCAUUUAAAGUAGUGUCAAGCCGGAUGGAAUCGUGAAUGAUCUGUACAGCUGCAAGGUCGAGUCGAAAGUCAAAACCUAUGGACCACUGCUGCUUGAAAUGAAAUCGACAAGCUGUUAGUACUCCUCUAUUGCCUUCCCAAGUCGACCAAUCAGAAGUCCCUCUGUUUCUGCGUAUUGCACUAUUGAAUGAACUGAACUGCAGCAAGGUCAAACCAAAAGUUAAAACUGAGGACUACAAUUUCAAAACACACUUUUGAUGCCUUUCGAGUACUGUUUGUGUUGAAUGUAAAUGAUUCAACCUAAUUGAAAAGAUCAGCUUGUCUACAUAUUACCGGAUUUUUUUUUUUUUUUGUAAUUGACAAACAGUUCUGAUGAAAAGUCUGAAAAAAGUGAAAUAGCUUCAUGUUUUAAAACUGCUAGUUUUUGCCAACUGCUUCCUGGCUUUUUCAUAAACUAUUUGAAAAUAACUCAGCCAAUCAAUCAACCAUUCCAGUGUUCCAGUCAGUCUUACAGUACACUUCACUUUCUUUUCUCCACCCGUUCCUCCUUAUCUCCACGUGGACUGUUGAUGUGUAGCGAUGGCCGUGGGACAGAAAGAUGCAGUCUGGUCCACUCAAACUCCCUCCAGGCCCCCUCACACCCCCAUUGCCUCUCGGACCGGCUGAACUCCCAGCAUCCUUUGCAGCAUCGGCAGCAGAAGCAGAAGGCUUGGAGCGGGACAGGGCAGUAUGCAGGAGACUGACAUACCGGCCACGAAUGCCUUCACAGAGUGCAAGUUCCAGUGCACCAAUGGUAAGUGUCUGCGCCUGGGCUCUCUGAUCUGUAACCAGCUGAAUAACUGUGGAGACAACAGUGAUGAGGAGAACUGCCCCGUGGUGACGCAGCACCCUCCCCCGGGCAUCUUCAGCUCUGAACUGGAGUUUGUUCAGAUCGUCAUCAUUAUCGUGGUGAUGACGGUGAUGGUGGUGGUCAUCAUCUGUCUGCUGAACCACUACAAACUGUCCACCUGGUCCUUCAUCAGCCGGCAGAGCCAGGGGCGGAGGCACGACCACGCACUGCAGCAGGAUGGGUGUCUGUGGCCUUCUGACAGUGGAUCUCGACAAGGAGCUUCAGAGGUGCUGUACGCCCCUCAGGCUCACCGGGACCGCUUCACGGCGCCCUCGUUCAUGCAGCGUGACCGAUUCAGCCGCUUCCAGCCCACGUACCCGUACCUGCAGCACCAGAUCGACCUGCCCCCGACCAUUUCCCUGUCAGACGGAGAGGAGCCCCCACCAUACCAGGGCCCAUGCACCUUACAGCUGCGAGACCCUGAACAGCAGAUGGAGCUGAACCGCGAAUCGGUGCGGGCACCACCCAACCGAACCAUCUACGACAGUGACUUGAUUGACAUGGGAGGGGGUGGGGUUUUGGGUGGGGGGGUCAGCGGGGCAGGUGGACCCAGACCGCCUAGCAGUAACUCGGGCAUCAGCGCAGCCAACUCCAGCACCCACGGGCGCAUGGAGGGCCCACCACCGGCCUACAGUGAGGUGAUGGGUCACUACCCUGGAGCUGCGUUCUUUCUUCACCAGCACAGCAAUAACCAGAGGGUGGGGGGGCCUGGCAGCAGGACGAUCCAGCAGCAGAGCCAAUCAGAAAGCACAAUAGUACCUGCCAAGGCCAAGGACGGCCGACCGGAAGACCUGGUGUGAGGAGCCUGAGGCCCGGACUGAACUCUGUCCUCUGUUCUGUCUCUGCUGUGGCCAACAUCACCUCUGCUCUCAUACAGCAGUACUCACAGGCAAAUGAAUUUACAGUCCAGCGCUAUUGUGCUGUGUUUUAAAAGCUUCAAUAUUACAGACAAUUAACUGCAAAACAUGCACAUUUGCAUCUGUUUCAAACAAAUGUAAAUUGUGGCUUUUAGUGUUUUUGGCUAACAAUCUCAUAAUGCCACAUGUUGCAUUGUUGAGCUUAAAUAUUAGCAUUAAGCAUUCCACAGCUGUCGGCCCUGACAUUAAACGGCUAGAAUAACUUCUUUCAAAUGUACUGUUCAUUGUAUGGUGAGUGGGGGUGUUUUUUGGCACACAGCACCUGUCUCUCUCAUGUCCUCUGUCCACACUCCCAUGCACAAAUAAAUAUUAGCUACAAGUUAACAAAGGACAGUAAGGAAGCAAGCGCAGACUUGUGUUUCCUGUGUUGGAGUCCAAAGCGCUGGCUGGACGUAUGCACUGGGUGGAGAGGCUUUUCCCUCACGCCACAAACUGCAGCACAGAAUGAAAUGCUUUCCUCUUAACGUCCUCCUGUCACCAGAACUGAGGAGGGUCACUUUAUUGUCAUUUUGUUUUCUUUUCAUUUUGGACCGGGAUCUGUGCACAAAGCGAGAAUCAAGGACUACUUCUUCUAGAGAUCACAACUAAAACAACUGACUCCAAACCCAAAUCUUAGUGCCAAGGUUCAUGAGGAAGCAAAAUAAACGGAAGAACUUCAACAUUCAACACAAACAAGAAAACGCUAUCUUAAAGUUGCACUAUCUUUUUGUUGUAAAAGAGAAGAGGGAAACGUUGCUCUGUGAUGAAAAUGUCUUUGUAGUUUUUUCUUCUUUCUUUCUUUUUGGUCCUUUUUCAUGAAUGAAUGGACUGACUGAACUCUGGCUCCAAACUUUAUUUAAACUGUUGGGAGCAAAAACAACAAAAAAACAAGUAUUAUAAGCUUAUGUCCUUCCUUUUUUGAAACCGCAACAAAAACUUGUACCCAGCCUAUGAUCCCUGUCUGCUUAUUCCACAGGCACAGUAAGACUUAGUAAGAGAAUAUCCUUUCACCUGUGUACACUUCACUGGAGACCUGCCUCCAACAUGGCGACUGGGUGGACCAUGCAUUUUUUACUCCCUUUUGUUCUAAACUCUUAAAAAAAUAUACAAAUUGCCUUAUGGUCUGAAGUCAUCUUAAUAUAACGCCAUACAAAAUGUGUGUCCAUGCUUUAUGCAGGGUUAAAAUUAUAUCUAGAUGCAGACCAGCCAAACAUUCAACAGGAAAAUGGUUGAUCACGAUAACAAGAAAAUCAAAUAGCUAUUUAUAUCUACUACACUUUCAUUUCGGUGUUGUUGUUUAGAGUUAACAUGCUAAUAACUGGUCAAUUUGAUAGCUCAUUCUCUGUUCACUUAAAAUACUUAAAAUGUAUCUAGGGUCCAUCCAGUCCAGUUGAGGAAGUUUCUGUUUCCAAGCUCCUUAAAAUCCUGCAUCCCUCAUCUGCACAGUGCAUUUUGCCAACACUGCACCCCUUGCAAAACACCAUGAAAAAAAAAAACACAAAGCAAAACUAGAAGCUUCACAUCUCUAAAGCCACAACAAAAACAACAAAAAAGUUUGGAUUCCUGUCUGCAUUCGCCAGCGCAGCAAUCAGGUUUAAUAAAAAACGUGGUCGAAGUCAAGGGCUAUGGGAGGGUCCUUUUUUUGUAAGAAUUUUUGAAAAAACAAGCCUUCUCUGCUCAUUGUUGCCUUCUCCACUGCUCUGUCUCUGUCUCCCCAUCUUGUUGGCCAUCUUUGCACUUCCCUUGCGCUCUUGCCUCUUAGCAGUGCACAGUCAAAGCGUGCAUGUGUGAGUCCGCUAAGCCCUUUAAGAGUAUAGAGACUGGAGACCUGAUUUUGGCUUUGUUUAUGUACCGGUGGUUAUAGCCCUUUUAGCGACAUGGAAAAGCACUUAACUCUCUGCUAGACUACUAGAGUACCGUCUGAGUGUGUUUUUUGUAUGUGCGCUAUUAUUAGCUUUUGUGAAGACUCAAUGGCGUUUAUAUGUUAACACUUAAACUGUCUUUUUACAAUUGGACCUGUGUAUAAAAAGCCACACAGAUGCAUUGGGGAGAUGCGUAUUUGGCCUUGCUGUUAAGACAAAAGCCUAUGCCGUCAUGUCAUAACUCAUCAUAAGAGAUUGUUCUUAUCCUUUACGUGCAAUGCCAAGACCCAGUGAUAGUUAGAUCUUUCUUUUCCAGUUUUCCCAACUCAACAUAUUCUGCAUCCUAGUAUUUAUUGAUUUGCUUUUAGAUGAUUUCAGACACAUCCCUCUAAUCUCUAAGCAAAAAUCUGGCCUUCAAUAUAUUAAUUUGGUGAUGUGCAGUAAGAUCCUUUGAAAAUAUUUCUCCAAUGUAACAAUACUAAAUUUUCUACUAAAACUCACUUACAGUAGUAAGAAAGAAAUUGAUCAUCCAUACCUCUUUUUAUAGCACAACAAUAACAAUAAAAAAUCACUUUCUUUUACACAGCAGAAUGCCAUUUUCAACAAAAUCGAAUGAGUAUCUAAUUUUGAUACUAGAUUUGGUGGCUAGAAUUGAUUCGUCUCUGAGUUUUCUUACUUUUGGCAACUUUAAUCUCCAUGAAAUUGUGCAUCUUUAGCUACUUUUUUUUGACUAAUGACUACCCUAAAACCUUACUUUUUGCAUAUCUUGCAGAUCUGAGACACAGAAUAUUUAUGGAUGUAGGAAGUCGAUCAUUUAUUGCAUAUAGCAGUUUUCAAUAUCCUGGGUCAUGGAUUCAUUUUUCAUGUAAAAUUUGAUUAUUUUACAAUUUUGGUUUUCUUUGUUGCUAGUCACAUUUUUUCCCACCCUUACUUUUUAUACAAGGAGAACCCAUUUUAUACUUUUCUGCUCGCAUGGGGAUCAUCAGUGCAUUUGAAUGUAUGCCUCAUCCCUAUCCCGUACUGCUCUAUAUGUUUGUGUGUUUGUUACUACAUCGCUGCUAAUGCUGUUGCUGCUAUCGCUACUAUUAUUGCUACUGUUAAAGCUCUCAUGCUUCCUUUGCUCUUCCCUCCAAAAACCGCCAUCUUACUCCCGAUUUACCGUACAUUUUUUAGAUAAUCCCAAACUGGCUGGGGUCAAACUCCAAUGUAUUGAGACUCAAAUUCAACCAUACUUUGCAACAUUGACAUUCUUCUACAAGUCUCAAUAAGUUUCGAUCACAGCGUCCAGUCCUGCUUUACCUUUUCUCCCCCUCUCUUUCUCGCUCUCUCUCUCCGUUCCCUUGGCUUGUCCUGUCUGUGCAGUCAUAGCUUGUAAAUGGAGGAUAUAAAGAUGAAUUUUAUGUUUUCUACGAGGAGGUUUGCAUGUUACUAUUAUGUGAGUAAAUAAGGUGCCUAAUGUUCAUGUUUGAGCAGACCACACUGGGGCCAAACUGUUGCUUGGGAUCGCUGCAGAGGCUAGCACUUACUGUUCCACACAGUGCUAACAAAAGUUCAGUAGCGUCACACUUUUCUUAACCUGCUCUUAAAGACGCUAUUUGAAUCUAACUUACAUUUUGAUUAUAUUAGCUUGUACUGCGUUAUAUUCUUUUCUAUGCGUUGGACAGAGGCCCUAGUUGCCCCUGAUGCCCUCCCGACCGACAUUUUGUCCAUGUGUGGAGCAGACAUAGGAACCCACUUGCACUCAAAGCUCCCACCUUCGUUGUGCCUCACUUCCAACGGUGCUUUUUUCAGUAGUCUGUCUCUCUUUACGUUUGUUUGUAAGGUGCUGUAUAUAACUUGAAUAUAUUAUGCACAUAUCCUACCCAAUGGGUAGACACCACAAAAGUUGUGAAUAUUGUAAUAUAAUGUAUAGACAAUAUAAGAAUUUUAAGAAAGGCAGCAUCAAAUUUGUAAAAAUGCCUACAGUUAAAAACGUGCUUUGUCUUUUUUAUGAGAAAACAUGGUUUGCAAAGGAUGCUUAGAAUAUGGUUGCAACACAAAUUACUACUUAUAAUAUUUUGCUAUGAAUAUGAGUCUGUUAUGAGAAGAUGAGAACCUGUGGCUUAAAGACGUUGGUGAGAAAGGAUUCACUGGACUUUCUGAUUUGAGUCUAACGGGUGUGUUGUCAUGGUGAUGUAAAAAUGUCACGUACUAUCUCACAUGCCUUGGCCUUUGUCAUAGACUGUAGAAAAUAACAGACUGAGGAAUCGUUGACGUUAAAGCAGUUAUUGUGUUUGAAGUGUAUUAUCAAAAGCCCUUUUUCUUACUAUUCAUCUUGACAGUGAAGGUCAGCCUUUCUAUGUAGUCCCUGCUACUAAUUCAAUUGAUAACCUGCCAUAUUAUUCUAACCUUUUCUAAAGUUAGACCUAUGAUAAGCUCCAUUAAUGCAUUAUGAAAUUGCAUUAUUUUAGCCAUUAGCUUUACUAGUUUUAUCUAGUAUAGUUAUAAACAUGGCCCAUAACUUGACUUUGCCAAAUCAACAAUGAAACUUGGUCUUUAGUCCGUUACUUUCUACUGUCUUAUGAUAACUGGCCGUGUGAUCACAUGACUACCACCCUCCAGAGCACUUCCUGGAUAGGACUUAGUAUUUCUACCAGUCGUAGUUUGGUUAAUCUGCCAAAGCUUGUCUAGCAUGUUUAGCACAGCCUGACUCUGGAUUUCAAAGCAUUUCAUCUCUAGAAACCUAAUCAAAAAUCUGGUCAUUCCUUAUAUAUUAUUUUUUCUCUCUCUUUUUUUUAAUACAUAUGUUUCAAUAGACAGUUGCACCAAGUGAGGAUGAGUAACGCUGUCAUCAUUUUUUUUUUUUUCUAUACAUUCAGAUGUUAUUUGUGGCUCUGUAUAUGAUUAUGGACAUCAUGUUUGAUACUUAAUCUUGCAGUCAUUUAUUUACAGUAUGUACCCAGUAACUCCACUGUACAAUAUCCGCAGAGCAUGUUCAUUCUUAACUAUAGACGAUGUACAUAGCAAUGCGCCAUUCUCUCUUCAAAAGCACCAAAUAAGUGGAAGUUGUGUACUUUUCUUUCGGAGAGUCUACUUAACAUUAUUUUGGUUUUCCUGCACUAGCUUGAAGAACUAACUUGGGCUCAGACUGAUUUAAUUUGAGUUUAUUUCUUUUCUUUUUUCUCUCUACAGCGCGCUCCCUCUUUCUAAAACUCCGUAAUCAACCGCUGAUGACAAGUAGCUGUUUUUAUUGUUCCAGAUUUUAUUCUUGUCAAUAAUGAAUAAUACAAAAAUUGUCUAUACAGUCUGGUAUUUCUUGUCUUGACAGUUACCAUAGGACUGCUUCCAUCAUGGAUUUUGUAACAUUAUUUUGCUUUAUUUACAACCCCUCUCGUCAACCCCCCUCUCUUCUGCCCCCUCUGCGUGAAAACCUUGGAUAUCUACACGACCAUACAAACGUGUAAUCUGUAGCUAUCCAAAACGCGGAGGUAAAAAUCGUUGUGUAUCUUUUGCCUCUUUUUAUUUAAGCAAUUGUGAUGUAAUAGGUUUUAGGCCUAAGGUCUGUUAUUGCAAUACUUUUACAGAAAAGAAGAAAAAAAUGAAAAAAUGUUGCUCUAAGUGCUGUUGUAGUCAAAGAUUUUAUGCUUGUACUUAUGCUGUAGUCAAACUGCAGCGUAACAAAUAAAACUUUAAAAGUGAUAA